Musa acuminata AAA Group (dessert banana) is the source of this 1605-nucleotide messenger RNA. Its product is annotated as O-fucosyltransferase 13. Bases 117 to 1466 code for a protein of 449 amino acids. The transcript has 6 exons. The record is from RefSeq and is a predicted model, not a curated record. Lineage: Eukaryota; Viridiplantae; Streptophyta; Magnoliopsida; Zingiberales; Musaceae. Gene Ontology annotation, cellular component: cytoplasm.
UGGCGUUCUUAUUUUUUACUACCGAGUAGGAUUGAUGGAGAGAAGGCGAAGGAGAAUAGAGGAUUUGAGAGAGGGCAGCAGAUCUCGAGUUCCAGUCUGCGGGUGUGGCCGCCUCCAUGUCGUUGGGCUCGUGGCACCACCGAAUGCUGCGUCCCCUGCUCCGCCGCCUCCUCCCCACCUUCCUCCUCCUCCCACUCCUACUCCUCGCCGCCGUUCUCUUCUCUCCCUCCACCCCUAAUCCUUUCAUCUCUUUCUUCGGGUCUUUCUCGCUGGAGGAACCCGACAUCUGGAGCGCGCGACGGGUCGUGGAGUGGAAGGCGUGCAAUUGGUGGAAGAAUUCUUCUUUACCUGCUCUGCCCGCGAAGACCAACGGCUACAUCCGGGUGGAUUGCUAUGGUGGCCUUAACCAAAUGCGACGAGAUUUCUGUGAUGGCAUCGGGAUAGCUCGGAUCCUAAAUGCGACUCUGGUCUUGCCCAAAUUUGAGGUGGCUGCUUACUGGAAUGAAUCGAGUGGCUUCGCAGAUGUGUUUGAUGUAGACUACUUUAUUCAGCAAACAAAAGGUUUCGUGGAACUUGUGAAAGAGUUGCCAGAGGAAAUUGCUUCAAGAGAGCCUUAUAGGGUGGACUGCAGCAAACGCAAAGGUCAAUUUGAUUAUGUUGAAGCAGUGCUUCCUGCUCUACUAGAACAUCGCUAUAUAUCAUUGACACCAGCUAUUAGCCAAAGGAGAGAUAGGUAUCCACUAUAUGCUAAGGCUGCGCUUUGUCAAGGGUGUUACAAUGCACUGCGCCUGAACAAGGCCUUGGAGGCUAAAGGCUCUGAGCUGUUCAAAUUGAUACCAAAACCCUUCCUCUCACUACACCUAAGAUUCGAACCUGACAUGGUGGCCUAUAGUCAAUGUGAAUACCAAGGACUCUCUUCGACAUCCUUAAAUGCUAUUGAAGCUUCACGUGGGGAUAGAAAACCAUGGACUGGUGAUGCUGCUCACAUUUGGAGGAACCGUGGGAAAUGCCCACUCACACCAAAGGAAACAGCAUUUGUCCUCCAUUCUCUUAAAAUCCCCACCGAUACAACAAUCUAUUUGGCAGCCGGGGAUGGUCUCAUGGAGAUGGAAGAUUUCACAGCUGUUUACACCAAUGUCUAUACUAAAUCUUCUCUUCUAAAUAGUGAAGAUAUUUUUCGUAUGCACGGCAACACAAAAGCUGCUCUGGAUUAUUUUGUUUCGAUCAACAGUGACGCAUAUAUUACAACUUACUUUGGAAAUAUGGACAAGAUGGUGUCAGCAAUGAGAGCAGUGAACCGGCAUUACAAAACAUUGGCUUUGAGCAGGAGGGCUUUUGCAAAUUUUACUGCAAUUGGGCUGAAAGGGGUGGAGUUGGCUGAUGCUUUAUGGAAGUCUCAUAGAGAAGAUUUUGUGAUGGGAAGAGGCACUGCUUUGCCUGAUUGUUUCUGUGAAUUUACUUUAUGAAUGGUCCUUCAAUUUUUCUUCCUCGUACAUAGUACAAACGUCGCUAUGUUUGGAUUAUGCUCUCUAAGGUUGUAAAGUAGGAACCUUAUCAUUGUACAAGGCUUAUUCUCAAAAAGCAAAGGCAAUGAAGAUUAAUGAA